Molecule: messenger RNA, 636 nt
Organism: Mya arenaria
Lineage: Eukaryota; Metazoa; Mollusca; Bivalvia; Myida; Myidae
Product: neuronal acetylcholine receptor subunit alpha-6-like
Exons: 1
Coding region: 1-636 (211 amino acids)
Biological process (GO): monoatomic ion transmembrane transport; regulation of membrane potential; signal transduction
Cellular component (GO): synapse; neuron projection; membrane
Molecular function (GO): neurotransmitter receptor activity; transmembrane signaling receptor activity; monoatomic ion channel activity
Source: RefSeq, a predicted model, not a curated record
AUGACAAGAGAGGUUGAAAUAUUUAAUGAAUAUUCAUUUAUUGCUACAUUCACCGUCAGCUUAGAACGAAAGUCGACGUUUAUGGUGGUGAACAUCAUAUUGCCAAUAGUGUUUUUGGCUGCAAUCAACCUGCUGGUGUUCGUGCUACCACCCGAAGCCGGGGAACGGGUUUCAUUGUCUGUAACAAUACUCAUGUCCUUGGCCGUGUUUAUGACAUUGGUUGGGGAUAACCUGCCAAAGACUUCCGAUCCUCUUCCAGUGCUUAGCUAUGACCUGCUGACAACCAUGACAAUCAGCACUCUCAUGUGUGUCAUGGCCAUUCUGAAUCUUGCAAUCUACUACAAAAAUGAGCAGUCUCGACCAUCAAAGUGCAUUGCUGCCGUAGCAGCUACAGUCGUCCGUCGAAAAACAGAUUUCAACUCGCUUAAAGUCGAUGAUACCUCCUCAAAAGCGGACUGCAAACUGAAAAUCGAGAAUCGUUUUGAACCACUGAAGCUUGCAUUCGAGAAUAAUAAAGACGUUUUGCUAAGAUGGAAGGACGUUAGUUAUGUUGUUGAUAUUCUGUGUUUUGUCGGCUUCCUCAUUGGAUUGUGUUCAAUUAACAUUUACUACAUUGUGCUGUUCACAUCACACUAA